Molecule: messenger RNA, 1071 nt
Organism: Cydia pomonella (codling moth)
Lineage: Eukaryota; Metazoa; Arthropoda; Insecta; Lepidoptera; Tortricidae
Exons: 1
Coding region: 1-1071 (356 amino acids)
Molecular function (GO): nucleic acid binding
Source: RefSeq, a predicted model, not a curated record
AUGGAAGACGGCUACUAUUCUAGUCAGCACACUGCUGACAUACAUUUCGUUUACGGGUUUUGCAACGGGAACGCUAAUGCUGCUGUUCGAGAGUACGCAAGGAGGUUUCCUAACAGACCCAUUCCGAAUUCUCGCACAUUCAUAAGAAUUCAUGCACGGCUCGCUGAGAACGGCAUAAGAAGACCCGCGGAUGAACGUGUUCGACUUGUGGCACCCCAGGACGAAGAAGAGAUCUUAAGAUUAGUCACACAGGACCCGAGACUGAGCAUUAGAAGAAUAGCGAACAGGAUGAAUUUAUGCAAGUGGACAGUCUGGAGAGUAUUAAAAAGAGAAGGAUUACACCCUUACCAUUUCAGACGAGUACAAGACAUUAUUGGACCAGAUUACGCUGCAAGAUCAGUUUUUUGUUCCUGGAUAACAAGAAGAGCACGAAUAGAUCAAACGUUUUUGAAACGUAUUAUGUGGACCGACGAGGCCACUUUCACGCGAUUGGGAUACGUAAACCACCGCAAUGAGCAUCUGUGGCAGUUGGAGAAUCCUCAUGCUGUGAGACCAAGUUCGUUCCAGCACCAAUUCUCAGUAAAUGUUUGGGCGGGAAUCAUUGACGAUAUUUUAGUUGGGCCAAUUAUUCUACCUGGGACAAUGAAUGGCCCACGAUUUUUAGAAUUUCUCCAAACACAGUUCCAUGACGCAUUAAUGGAGCUGCCAGUAGCAUACAGGAGGAGGAUGAUUUUGCAGCUGGAUGGUGCUCCUCCACAUUUUGCAAGAGAUGUGCGAAAUUAUUUGAAUGAGCAUUAUGUCCCGUGGGUUGGACGUGACGGACAUGUCGCUUGGCCGCCUCGAUCACCGGACUUAACUCCACUCGAUUAUUUUCUAUGGGGCACCUUGAAACAAAGAGUGUACGUUGACAUACCGGGCACAAGGGAAGAUUUAGUGCAAAGAAUAAUUGAACAUGGAAACAUGUUAAGAGAAGAUAAGGAGAUGAUUCGGCGGUAUACGCAGCAUAUUGCGAUAAGAGCAACUGCUUGUCUACAAAAUCGAGGGGGCUAUUUUGAGCAGUUACUCAACUAG